AUGAGAAACCAAAGAAAUAGCAGAUUUUUCUUCGGCAGGUACGCUUUCGAAAGGUCGAAUUGCGAGCGGUUCGUCGAAAGGUACCAGAACCUCGGCAGCUUGGACAGGUACCACCACGGCCACGGCGCGGUCGACCGGUACCCUAGACAGGCGACCUCUACCGACAGGUACGAGAAGGAUAGGGGCGGCGAUCGUUAUGCGGGGCAAGUGGAAAAGUACCAGGCGGAGCAGGAGGAUACGACGCAGGUGGUGUUUGCCGCCCCCGACCGCCGCCGAACCGCCUCCAAGCCGGAAAUCUUCAAGUCGAGAGACAGGGAGCGGUGCGAGCAGUACGAGCACCGCUUCCAGCAGUACUACCACGACAGGUACGGAUAUCACCACCACCACCACCAUCAGCAGGACAGGUUUCCGGCGAUACCGUGCCCGGAAAGGUACAAAGACAGGUACCGCACGUACGACUCCCAACCCUACCACGCCAACGCCCACAACAACGAGCGGUACCUACCGCCCAACGCCCAUGUGCCCGUAGAGCGGUACGUCCCGGAGCCGUACCACCAGCAGUACCACGGCUACAAGCAGUACCCUCCUGUGGGGGCGGCCAGCCCCCUGGGGGCGGCAAACGGGGACCCCUACAUGCGACGCGAUCUGGCGUUCCAUUACCGGCUGCCGCUGCCGUACGCCUCUGGGCAGUACCAGCGUGGGCGGUACUCGGGACACCCUGCGCCACACCCACCGCCCUCCGUGCCUACUCCACAGCCGAUAAACCCCGCCUCCGUGGGCGUGGCUCCCGCCCCGUCGUGUCGGCACGCAGCUGCGCCCGGCGGCGGCCCGUCGGUGGAGUACGUGGGCGCGUCGGGUGGUCGACACGUGUGCGCGACUCCGCCCCCACCUAGAGGGGGCGUGGCCGGCGUGGGCGGAGCAGACGCGGGGCUAGGGGUGGGGGAAGGGUGCUGCGCCAGGAGGACGCAGGGGGGCGUUACGGUGACCGUGUGGUGA
Messenger RNA from Phaedon cochleariae (mustard beetle), 996 nucleotides. The record is from the annotation of a GenBank genome assembly. NCBI's taxonomy places the organism in Eukaryota, Metazoa, Arthropoda, Insecta, Coleoptera, Chrysomelidae.